AUGACCAACGCCCUCGACACCAUCCGCAGGUACCUCUCUGCCGGCAACGACGUCGUCGUCGUCUCAUCCCUCUCUACCAUCGACACCCACCUCUCUAAGCGCUCCAUCGUCCACCUCCAGAAGCGCGUCGACUGGUGCACCGGCACCACCUACUGUGCCGACGGAUCCCACUGCAUCGGAAACGGACUCUGCAAAAAGAACUUUAACUGGUACUGGAUCGUCGCCGUCGUCGUUUUCCUCUUCAUCCUCACCAUCGCCACCUGUAUCCGUCGCCGCAGGAACGCAGCCGCCAUGGCUUCCCAGCCCGUCGUCGAGACUAUCGCCGUUGUUCCCCAGAACCAGUACUCGGCCUACCCUCCCCCCCAAAACUAUGCCCCCCCUGCAGGCGACCCCAAUAUGGCUUAUCAGACCCCUGGUGCCUACGUUCCCCCCGCCGGUAGCCCCGCCCCCGUUGGAUAUGCCGCCCCUGGAACUUAUGCCACCCCUGGAACUUAUGCCCCCCCCACUGGUUCCCCAUACCCCGAGAAGCCUUAUGAUGCUCCCCCAGCUGCCUACUCGCCUUACCCACCAGCUGGCGGCCCUGCUUAUUCUGCGCCUUACUCUCCCGCUCCUUACUCUGUAGCCACUCCUGCCACAGCCUACUCUGCCCCUUACACUCCUCCCAACGCUGGCCAGCCCCAAUUUGUGGGCAAUGCCGCUCCUGCUCCUUACCCUGUUCCUCAGGGCGAGGCCUCUUCCUAUGCUCCCCCAAAGUAA
Linnemannia hyalina is the source of this 756-nucleotide messenger RNA. The record is from the annotation of a GenBank genome assembly. NCBI's taxonomy places the organism in Eukaryota, Fungi, Mortierellomycota, Mortierellomycetes, Mortierellales, Mortierellaceae.